GUACUGGUCAAGUGCUCGGUCGCGAUGGGAUUAAUGAGUCCCAAGGGCGAGAAGACUUAGUGGAGCUUUUCUGCGUAAUGACGGAGGCCCCUUUUUGCUUUUGAUGUGAAUGUGAUCCAAGCGUUGGUGGUCGAUAAUGGUGAUGAUUAAUUGCAAUAUAAGUGAUGUGAAGAAUGGUGCUAAUAGUGAUGGAUGUCCCAGUAAAGAUGGUGACACGAUUCCUAAUAGUGAACAUAAGAGCAAGGUGACCUUCUCGGAAGUGGAUAAUAUUGAAUUGGAUUCUCUGGAGUUGGAUUUAUGGGAUACAGAUUGGGGAUACGAUUCAAGCCACAGUAAUGUAACCGUGAAUGCAACUUCCGAAGCUUCUGAAUCACGACGUUUGGACAUUGGGAAUUCUGGCCUGCAAACCAUACCUGAGGUAGUCCUUCAAUCCCUUGAAGAUGUCGAAGAACUACUAGCAGGUCAGAACAAGCUCCAAGAGAUCGGACUGAAAGCGCUAGCUCAGUUUCCGCAACUCCAAAUUCUACGUCUACCAGGCAAUGGAUUCCGGACCUUCCCCACUCCGUUGCUCUUCAUCGCCGGCCUCACCGUCUUGGAUUUGGCAGAUAACUCGAUUGAUCGCAUACCAGACGAGAUCGCUCAACUCGAAUUAUUACAAGAACUCCGGAUCGAUCGAAAUGAAGUCUCCGAGCUCCCUAACACUUUGAAAUCAUUACGAAACCUCAAAUCUCUCCAGGCUGCCAAUAAUCGUAUCAGUCGAUUACCACCAUUUCUCGUAAAAAUGCGCACCAUGGGGCUAGUUGACAUGUAUGCCCAGAAGACGGAUCCCACCAUUCUGAACAAUCUUCAUUCGCGACAAGAACGAGCCAACAGCUAUUCGAAUCCUCCAUUGAACAAAGUCAGUCUGCGUGCAAAUCAGCUUCGUGGGAACAUCAUACUUGGAAACUAUGGAAAUUUGACACAGUUAGAUGUUAGCGAGAAUGAGAUUGAAGUGCUAGAUCUAUCAGCUCUUGGGCAAUUGGAGUCACUGCAAUGUUGUCGCAACAAGCUGGUGGAGCUGACUGUUAAUGGAGGCGCAUUAACAUCUCUGAUUGCUGGAAAUAAUGACCUUCGCAAACUUUCUGUUACACCAGCGCCUGCACAUCUUCGCCACUUGGACGUUGGAUUCAACAAUCUCGUAGAACUACCAGAAUGGCUCAGUGGUUGCCACCAACUUCGAACUUUAUUCGCUAACAAUAAUCGCCUCCGUACUCUUCCUGAACACCUCUUCUGCAGUGAACUGAACACCCUACACACCCUGCAGCUUGGCUACAAUAGGCUAACUUGUUUACCUGCUAUGCCACGAAGAAGACUACCCCUACAAGAACUCUUCCUGCAAUGCAAUGAAAUCGAGGAACUACCGGAGAACUUCUUUUAUGCCUGCGAAAAUUUGGUUUUACUCAACGUGUCCAGCAAUAAAUUAUCCACCCUGCCGGUAGUGGAUGGGGAGAAUUCGCAGCUGGAAAGAUUGUACGCAACGAAAAAUUGUUUAAACGACAGAGUUUUGGAUUCGUUGAUCAAGUUCAGGAAUCUGAGGGUCCUCCAUGCCGCUUAUAACAAAUUAACUACAUUUCCAGAGGAUUGCAUCAGAAAUUGGAAUGAAUUGGAUGAACUUAUAUUAUCCGGCAACAGACUUCAACAUUUACCGGAAAAUUUGGCAAAUUUAGUGCAUUUGAGGGUGUUGAGGGUGCAUUCAAAUCGAUUACAAUCGACCCCACCGCUAUCUAGAACGAGUACCCUAAGAGUGCUAGAUUUGGCGCACAACCAGCUGGAUAAAAUCAACUUGGUCAGCCUGGUACCAAAGAAAUUGCAGUUUUUGGACCUAUCAUGUAACCUUCAACUCCAAGUUGACCCAAGGCAACUUCAGGUCUGUCGUUCGCAACGCCCGAUGAGCCUCGUUGAUGUAUCUGGAAAAAAUCGAUCCAGCCUUCCUUCUACUCCGGAUGCUUACCAAGAAAAUGCAGACAUAGAACCACCAUGGAAGGUAGGAUUCUCUGAAACAGCAGGAUCGUCCUCCAAGCUCUACAUUGCUCAGUUGCGACUCCCUAAUUUCUGCAACACUGAAGGACUCUUUGGAAUAUUCGAUGGGGAAGUUAAUAGCACAGUCCCAAGUCUUCUAGUGAAAGUCAUUCCGAAGAUUCUUUUGGAAGAGCGUACAGUUAAGGAAACUUCCCGGGAGUACAUGAAAUAUACCCUUCUUUCAGCGCAUAGAGAACUGAGACAUAAUGGGCAGAAACAUGGAGUCUGUGCGACCCUUUGUCAUAUUUCUCGGCAGAAGAUUUCUCAUGAUUAUUCCGCGACAAGUUCGCAAGGAAGAAAGUUCGUCCUUCGGAUUGCAAGUGUUGGAGAGGCUUCUGCAUAUUUAAUACGCAAAACAGGAUGUGUUCGCCUCACUCCAUCUACACCGAGGCGACAAAUUGGAAACAGUGCUAGUUUUCCGCUUGUAGUUCCUGAUCCUGAAUUAUCUGAGUUGGUGCUUGGCGAACAGGACGAAUAUUUGGUGAUAGGCAACAAAAAACUGUGGGAAAUUAUGGAUAUUGAAAUCGUUGCUCGAGAAAUUAGAAUCGAGGAGAACGUCAUUUUGGCUGCUAAGCGAAUUCAGGAUAUUGCUCAAAGCUUUGGAGCUGAAGAGAACCUUAGCCUUAUUAUUGUAAAGUUUAACAGUCUAGGAACAGAUGUUGACUUCCUGAUUAGAGAGCUGCGUCAAACAGUUCGGAAAAAGUCCACGAGUGUUCUUUCAGGAUUUUGUAAAUGUGGUUGUUGUUGCGAGUCAAACAAUAGUUGUUGCCACUCAGCAGGAUCAACCCAAUUUGUUCGUCAACUCUCUGGUCGAAGUGAUCGAUCAUCUCCGAGUGGACAGAGUGAUCAAGCAACCAGUGAACUUACAGCAGCUACAAAGCCCAAAGUAGAGUCGGUAUCGAGUGUGACAAGCAAGAAGUCUACAGGACAUAUUGCAAAUGAACGACGUAGUUUGAAAGGGAGCGUGGCCAGGGCAGUUCGAGCAAAGAUUGAAGAGGAGCGCGAACGGGAGCUGGAUGAGACCGACUCGGCUCUUUCUGAAGAACAGUACAAAUGCUGGGAGUAUAUGUUGGAACAGAACACUCAGCUUCUUUUCGACAAGGAACUCAACACGAUCUCCAAAGCCUUCACCAAAAAUGAUGGUUCUUCCAAAACAGGCACCAAUAACUUAAAUCUUCUGAGCAACAGCUCAAACUUGGUUCGUGCAACAAACAACAAACUUCUAUCAGCCAGUACCCCGCAAUUAAUGUACAAUGACAACCAGCUUAAUACGUCCUCCUAUCAAAAUUCAUUCUUAUCAAAACACUUUGGGAGUGCAAGAUCCUUUCAUCCACCCGCACCGACAGGACUUUUUAAAUCGUUGAGAUUUAACUCCAGUGGGCGACUUCAGCCUAUCGGGGGUGGUCCAAAUGCGGCGUAUUUCGGGUCGUUACAAAGGCUCAUGCCGUAUAAUUUGGAAUAUGAUUUUGCAGUGAUGCAGGAGCGCGGCGGUCUACAGGAUGAAUCUCUGGAACAUGAAGGACGGAUGAGGCAGUAUUGGGGCGUGGCGACCACGGAGUUGUAAUUUUUUUGACGAGGCUUGAA
Messenger RNA from Hermetia illucens (black soldier fly), 3642 nucleotides. RefSeq names its product protein phosphatase PHLPP-like protein (gene Phlpp). The transcript is spliced from 5 exons. Lineage: Eukaryota; Metazoa; Arthropoda; Insecta; Diptera; Stratiomyidae. The coding region runs from base 137 to 3622 and encodes 1161 amino acids. The record is from RefSeq and is a predicted model, not a curated record. Gene Ontology annotation, molecular function: protein binding.